AUGAAUCUUGAAUUUACUGCGACGGAAACUAUUACGCGUAAUGAUGGUCAAAUUAAUCAAAUUCAUUAUCAAUUUGAAGAAUUUACUGUUGAAAAUGUGUCUCUUGGUAUAACAAAUAAACAAGAACGACGUAGUCGAAUAUACGAUACAUAUAUUACACGAGAACAAUACAAACAAUUAGCUAAACUCAUUCCAGAUGCAUUAUCAUUCGAUAAUUUUGUUCUUGUUUUACAUCCAUUUAUAAUCGGAUAUUAUCAACAUGAUGAAUUGGCAAGAAAAGUUGAUAUAAAUACUGAUGGAAAUUUAAAUUAUGAUGAAUUUAGGUCCCUUAUAUUAAAAGGUAUUGGACGGGAUGUUAUAUGAUCUUUUCGAGCACCAAUAUUUGCAAGUGGACCUCAAAAAGAAGGUUUUGAUUUGGGUUGGAAACGAAAUUUUCAAGAAACAUUUGGAACGAAUAUUUUUAAAGCUUAA
Molecule: messenger RNA, 471 nt
Organism: Rotaria sp. Silwood1
Lineage: Eukaryota; Metazoa; Rotifera; Eurotatoria; Philodinida; Philodinidae
Source: the annotation of a GenBank genome assembly